This is a messenger RNA of Rotaria socialis, 630 nucleotides long. NCBI's taxonomy places the organism in Eukaryota, Metazoa, Rotifera, Eurotatoria, Philodinida, Philodinidae. The record is from the annotation of a GenBank genome assembly.
AUGUCGUCAAAAAAAGGCCGAGUUAUUCUCAACGAAACUGCAUUCUAUUAUCAAUAUGAAAAUGAAAAAUAUCCAAUUGAAGUACGAGAAGCCAAGAGUGACGAUGAUUUUGACUCAAUUGUUCGCAUUAAUCGAUCAAUUUUUCCGCAUGAUAAUGAAAUUGAUGACUAUGCUCGCCUAUGGAUUCAACACAAUUCAAACAGUCCUUAUUUUGUAAUAACGUAUAAUGAAUCAAAUGUUGUCGGCUAUAUUCUAUCGGUUGUUAAAGGAGGUUAUAAACGUUGUAUAACGUGUGAAUUAGAACAAUUAGCUAUUGACACUAACUAUCAUCGGGAAGGUUUCGCAUCAUCGCUAAUAAAAAUAUCUCUAAUCAAAUUUCAGCAUUUAUUACAAAAGCGGUUGCAAUAUUCGACAUUGAAAAUUGGUAUCGUUUAUCUCACGACUGGUUGUACUAAUUAUUCAGCACAAUUAUUGUAUACGAAAAUAUUAGAAGUCAAACAGAAAGGUGCCAAAAUAUGCCACAUUUACGGUAGCAAUGAAUAUGGUGAAGAAGAAAUCAUAAUGGUUAAUGAAAACUUGGAACCAAUAGUAGAAAAAUUCAUGGAAGAAUACAGGGCUCUUAAACUUUAA